CUCAACUUCUCACUUCUUAGACCUUAUUACCACUUUUUAUACUCCUUCAAACCCUCUUACCAAUAUCUCCAACAUAAUCUAACCUCAAAGCCUCACCACGAAGAAACAAUAACACAAAACAAAAACAAAAAAAUGGAAACUACUCAAACUCGCCGCCGCCUCUCAGUCUCGUUGCCACCAUCGCCUCCGCCUCGCCUUCCACGAAGCCGAAGUACAUCUACAACUACAAGCACAACCGCAACUAUUCCAGCCACCACAUAUACACUACACCAGAACAUUAGUAAUUCAUGCACACCAAAGUCAAGCCCAAGAGUACUACCAAUCGUCAAACCCCGCCCCAAAUCAACAUCAAAAUCAAGAAUAUUGUUCAACAAAAGCGAAGAGAACAUAAACCCUUCUUCAAUCUCCAUUUCAAGCACCCAAAAGAAGCAGCAGCAAGAGAAUAACAACAACAACAGCAAAGAAGGUUUAGGUAAUAAGUUGUUAUUGCAGCGUGCAGGUAGUAGUACUAGUCCACGCACUAAUAAUAUCAUUGGGGCAACAAAGGGAACAAGGUCAGUCACGAAUUCUCCGUCUGCGUGGGCUUUAUCGCCGGGACGGACUUUGGGGAGUCCGGUCAUGAGGCCUGAGUCACCAGGGUCCAGUGGAAAGAGAGUUAAAAGUGGUGGUUUUAGUGGGGUUUUGAAGUACUUCAAGCAGAAGAAAGUUUCAACAUUACAAGAGGAAGAGUUUCAUAGGUUUCGGGUUAUGCAUAAUAGAUUGUUGCAGUGGAGGUUUGUGAAUGCAAGAGCUGAGGCUGGCAUGGCUGGUGUAAAGAGAGUUGCAGAGGGUAAAAUAUUUUCUGUAUGGAUUAGAAUCUUGAAAUUGAGAAAAGCCAUAUUAGAAAAGCGAAUUGAAAUGCAAAAGUUCAAACUUGAGAUCAAAUUACAUCAAAUUAUCAACCCACAGAUUUUACUUCUCAAUCAAUGGGCAAAGUUAGAGAAAAAGAACCAAGAAUCAGUUAGCAGAGUGGUAAGAAAAUUAUCAGGAAUAUCGGUCAGGCUUCCUUUAGUCGAAGGUGCUAAGGCUGAAGAGGAGUCUAUCUACCAAGCUUUCAGCACAGCCGUGGGAGUUUUGGACAGCAUUGAAGCAACGAUUGCCAAAUUCUUCUCAAAGCAGAUUGAGACUGUCCUUUUUAUUCUUACAGAGCUCAGAAGCACGUUUGAACUAGAAGAUGAGUUUCUGGAGGAACUGGAGAUGGCUAUAGCCUUGGUUUCUACAUUAUUGGCAAAGGAGGAAAGUGUAAAUGUACAUCUCAUCCAAGCUGCUAAGGAGUCAAGGAGAGGCCAAGGUCACUGAAAAGAAGGGUGUAUAUAUAAUCUAUAUACAGAUAUAGCUGAAGUGUAUUAUAGAAAAUUGAUAUUCUUGGCCUCUGAAAAGAAGGGUGUAUAAUCUAUUUACAUAUGUAGCUGAAGUGUAUUAUAGAAAAUUGAUGUUUUGUAGGCAGCUUCCAUUCAUCAUAUUAAAAGUUCUUCGUUAAGAAUUGGGUUAGUUUUAUAACCACUCUGCCCUUUUUAUUUCUCUUUUUAAUUUUAAAUAAAGUUUUCUACUAAAUCAGACUGGAGGAAUUUUCUAUAA
Molecule: messenger RNA, 1617 nt
Organism: Quercus robur (English oak)
Lineage: Eukaryota; Viridiplantae; Streptophyta; Magnoliopsida; Fagales; Fagaceae
Product: QWRF motif-containing protein 7
Exons: 5
Coding region: 133-1338 (401 amino acids)
Biological process (GO): centrosome cycle; spindle assembly
Cellular component (GO): centrosome; nuclear microtubule; cytoplasm
Molecular function (GO): microtubule binding
Source: RefSeq, a predicted model, not a curated record